Molecule: messenger RNA, 906 nt
Organism: Neoarthrinium moseri
Lineage: Eukaryota; Fungi; Ascomycota; Sordariomycetes; Amphisphaeriales; Apiosporaceae
Exons: 1
Coding region: 1-906 (301 amino acids)
Source: RefSeq, a predicted model, not a curated record
AUGUCUCUGGCACGCGCUUUCACCACGCGGCGCGCGAAGCAGUCUAUUGACCUGAAAGAUUCAAACAACGUUGUUCCGCAGCGCAGCAACACCACAGUCAAGCGCCAUGGAUACUCUGGGUCCAUCCGCAACAAGAUCUCAGCACCCACAGAGCUGACCCACACGACGAAUAUGCUGGCAUACAAUGCACCAGACCUGUACCCCAAGUCAGCUUCCUCCACAACUUCAUCCAAGUCCUCCGACGAUGAGUCCGAUGGACACCAAACCAGCGCAUCAUCGCCACCUACCAGUCCAGAUGUCGACUCUGUAGAUGGCCGUACUCCAUCGCCAGAGCCUAAUCACUUGUCAUGUUAUUUUACCGCUCCGGGUCAGAAGCUCCCCGUCACGAAGGCCCCGGCGCCAAGGAUCCCGGCACGCGCUCCCUCGCAUACCAAGAAGGCAUCCUAUGACAACCUAGCUCGACAACAGUCACUCCGGCAACUAAGUCAGUCGGGAGACUCGAUCUCCUCCAAGGCUAGCUCUUCCCUGUCACGGUCUUCGUCGACUUCGACAACUGCCACGUCGGUAUCCUCUGGCUCCUACCGAACCAAGCCUCAAGUGCCUUCAGUACCAACAAUCCCUUCUGAGCCAAGGGUGGUCCCACCCUCGCCAGCCCGGCCAAUGCCCCCCGGUAGCAUCGAGAUACGGGCGAGUCAUCCCUUCCGCAAGGAGCUUGCUCAAGUAUCAGAGAUUGCUGAGGAGUUUGGCGUGAAGGACAGGCUACAAGUAGUCGAUGAGGAAGAGCAAGAUCUCGUUCGCAAGGGCCUCAACAGGUUCAGAGCCGAGGACUACCUAGCCGAGGUCCAAGGCCUAUUCUCGACUUUCUUCGCGCCGGAAAAGACCCAGGCGCAGCCCGUCUGGAUCUAA